AAAUUCAGCAUUAAAAGCAGAAGUUACCAAAAUAUAUCUAUAAUUUCCCUAAACAUAAAUUAAAAGUAGUUUAACCAUCAUUAAAAACGGAAAUAAGAGGAAUUCUACAUUUGGACAAAAGAAGAUUAAAAAUAAUUGAAUGGUCUAAAAUACCCUUAAUUAAACACUCUGCCUCAUCAUCUACAGCAUCUGCUUGCCGAUCCUAUCUUCUCCUGCCCUCGAUCGAUCUUCUCCCAUCCCCUGUGCGCCGCCGCCAAAUCUCACGCCAGUGUCGCCGCCGAUCAAAACAAUUGUCGCUGUCGACCAGGUCCAAUUGUACCGCUUCUGUCAUCCAGGUUCGUACUCUUUAUCUCACUCUUCUUCUCCUUUCAGAUGUCGUCGAUUUGUGACUGUGAUGGUGAACAACGGUUGAGAUGGCUAGCAUACGGCGGCUAGGUGGAAGAUAACCUAAAUAAGGCUAACUAAAUAAUAAAGUUACAAACAGUAAACUCAAAAACAACCACCCGUAAAUAAACCACCUGUGCACUAAAUCACGACCCGAGGUUUUCUACCUAUUCCAGCUCAAUCCGAGGUUUAUAAUUUACUAAAAAAGUUUGCAAAUUUCAAAAUAGGACUUCCAUGUUUUUAUUCAAAAAUAGGACUAAUUAUUGUCAUGUUUUGGCAGUACCAGAAUUCAAAAAGUUAGUAUUUUCCAAAUUUGGCAGUAAUUAGUCCUAUUUUGUAAUUUUGAAACUUUUUAGUCUUAUUUCGGGAACUUUCCUUUUUUAUGGAUUUUUUCCAGGAGCGUGUGCGUGUCUGGUUUAGACUCUUUAGGGCAAUUGUUUUGAAAUCAGAAGUGUUUUUGUGAUCUUGUCUUGUUUGGUAAGACUAUCCACUUAGCUUUGCUGUCAUAAAUUUUGGAAAAUUCAGAAUGUGUUAUUUUCCUUGUUGAACCUUCUUUUUUCAUUGUAUUUGCUCCUUUGGUUAUAUGAGACACACAUACACCGUCACACACAUGGAUUAUACAUUAUGCAGGUGUGUAUAUCUAUGAAUAUGUACAUAUAUAUGUGUGCUACUUGUACGUAGCUUAUUUGUUAAUUCAAAUUAAUUUAUAUGUACACGGUAUACUUAUGAUGUUUUUACUUGGAUUGUAAUUUGUAAUUUGUCGGUCUGGUCUGAACUGGUCUGAUCUGAUCUUUUAAUGUCUGGUAUCUUUGUAUUUUUGUAACUAUCCAAGUCUGGUCUGAAUUGGUCUGGUCUGGGACGAAUUACAGUCCAAGUAAAAACAUCCUUACAUUCCAUGAACUAAACUGGAUGUUGAAUUGAAAAUUAGCGAAUUUGAUGAGCUAAUUACUACGUAUAAUAGUUGCUAUGCUUUUAUUUUUGCAAUUUUACAUCAAUGAUAUUGAAACUUUUAACUUUUUAAGAACAAACUCAAAGAUAUAUUCUUCUUGAUGAAGGGUGUACACUUGCCUGCCCAUGAUUUUUUAUUUUUUUUGCAUUAUAUAUAUACUCCGUAUUUUUUAUUUUGUUUACAAUUGGGCCAGUGCAAGAAAAAUACUGGCCCAGUGUAAAUCAUUCUGGCCCAGUGCAAAAAAUGUCCAAUGCUAAUCUAAACAAAAGAGCACAGCAGCAAGGCAGAGACAGGAGUUCCAAACGUUGGACGCAUCACGCAUCAAGCAUCAAGCAGGAGUCCAAACCACUCCCAUCGUCGAUUCGCCGGACGCCACCACUCCGCCGAUCGCCCGCUGUCAUCGCUGGAGGCCGGACGCCCACCGUUUUUUUCUCGUUGGUUGCUCCUGGUCGUCUGCUCAGGCGCGCAGACAGGCUGCUUGACUGCUGGCUGUUUGUCUGCAUCUCUCCAGGACUCCAAUCUCUAGACUCAACACAACUAUUCAGCCAAGCUGCCAAGUAAAAAAUGAGGAAUCAGAAGAAAAAGAAUGCAGGUCGAAGUGUUUCCACGGAAUCUACUUUUGAUGAGAUUGAGCAACUGGGCAAUAGUGACGAUGAUAACAGAAAUGCAGAGAAUGAAAUAACUUCCAUUGCAUUCACAGGGAAGAAGAAGCCAUCAAAAUCUAGUAAGAAAGCAGUUAGAAGUGUGUUUGCAGCCACUGCUUUUGACAGCCUAGAUGAUUUGCAGGAGAGUUUGGAGCUUAAUGAAGAGGAAGAUGAUGAAGCUCCUAAUAUCACUUUCACCGGAAAGAAAAAGAAAACAGCAAAAAAGAGCAGCCCUUUCAGUUUUGGUGAUGACGAUGAUAAUUUUGCUAAGAUGGAUACCGAUUCACUAGAAGAGGAUGUUACUGCUCAGGAAGACGAUGCAUCUGUGAUUAUUUUUUCUGGUAAAAAGAAAUCAUCUAAAAAGAAGAAUCAAACUGCCUUCAACAUGCUUGAGGAGGAGGAUCCCGUAGAUGAGGCACCUGAUGCAGUUCAUGCUUUUGAAAAACUGAGCCUAGCUGAAAGGGAUAAAGAGGCAGCAGGAACAAAAAACAAGAUUCAGGUUCAAGAAGACAUGGCUGGAGUUUCAAAGACCAAGUCCAAGAAGAAGAAGAAGAGUGGAAAAACAGUUCAAGAAGACGAGGAUGAGAUUGAAAAGAUUCUAGCAGAGCUUGGUGAAGGUCCAUCAGUUUCUUCCUCUGUCCCUGUUCCGUCUUCUACCGGAGAGAACUUACAGCCGUUACCGGUACAACCUGAACCAAAAGGUAAAACAAAGAAAAAGAAGGGUGGAAAAAAAACUGAAGAUGAUGAAAUUGACACAGUUUUAGCUGAACUUGGAGAGGGACUGCCAACAUCCAAACCACAAGAGGAAAAAGAUAAUAAUCUUUGUCAAACAGAAGAAGACAUUCCUGAGAAAGAAACUGUGGAGGGAGUGGUGGAGUCAGCAGCUGCAAAGAAGAAGAAAAAGAAGAAGGAGAAAGAAAAGGAGAAAAAGGCAGCAGCUGCUGUGGUUGAGGAGAAGCAGGAAGAGGCAAAAGCUGACGGAAAGAGUAAAGCAGCUGAUAAAAAAGUUCCUAAACAUGUCAGGGAGAUGCAAGAGAGACUUGCCAGACUCAAGGAAGCAGAAGAAAAGAAAAAAAGGGAAGAAGAAGAAAAGCUGAGGAAGGAAGAAGAAGAGCGUCUCCGGCAAGAGGAGUUAGAAAGGCUUGCAGAGGAAAAAAAACGCCAGAAGAAGGAGAGGGAAAAGGAGAAGCUCUUGAAGAAGAAACAAGAGGGGAAGUUGCUGACCGGAAAGCAGAAGGAAGAAGCUCGCAGAUUAGAACUGAUGAGAAAACAAAUAUUAGCCAAUGCAGGGGGGCUACCACUCCCGUCUGGGGAGAUGCCUAAAGAGGGAACAAAACGACCGAAGUAUCAAACAAAGAAGCCAAAGCAACAAUCUCAUGCAAAUGAGAUUGUUGAUGAAGAAGUGGAAACUACAGAGGACAAGUCAGAGAUUAUGGAGGACAGAUCAGAGAUUACAGAAGACAAGUCAGAAGUUGCUGAUGUGGAAGAAAAUGGAAUUCAAGAAGAAGAAGAAGACGAUGAGGAAUGGGAUGCAAAAAGCUGGGAUGAAGCUGAUUUAAAACUGCCUGGUAAAAGUGCAUUUUCUGAUGAGGAAGCAGAUGAAGAACCAAAAGCUUUGGUCAGAAAAGAGAUGAAGGUUGAGCAGGCAGCUGUUCGUGAUUCUUCAAUUGCUUCCAAGGGAGUUCCUAAAAAUGAGAACAGUAAGAAAAGUGAGACAGUGCCGGAGAGUAAGCACAAAAAAGGCAUAGAAGGAAUGGAAGCACAGAAACCUGUUGCACUUCCUGAAAAAAGUGAAAAGGACCUUCGUUCUCCUAUCUGCUGCAUUAUGGGCCAUGUUGAUACCGGGAAAACCAAGCUUCUUGAUUGUAUACGAGGCACUAAUGUCCAAGAAGGUGAAGCAGGAGGGAUCACUCAGCAGAUUGGUGCUACCUACUUUCCUGCAGGGAAUAUAAGAGAGAGAACUAGAGAGCUAAAAGCGGAUGCUACACUGAAGGUCCCUGGUUUGUUGGUCAUUGACACCCCAGGGCACGAGUCAUUCACUAAUCUCCGCUCUAGAGGGUCAGGCUUGUGUGAUAUUGCAAUUUUGGUCGUGGAUAUAAUGCAUGGACUGGAGCAGCAAACAAUUGAGUCACUCAAUCUUUUGAAGAUGAGGAAUACAGAGUUUAUCAUUGCUUUAAAUAAGGUUGACAGGCUUUAUGGAUGGAAAGUUUGCAAGAACUCACCUAUUCAGAAGGCGAUGAAACAACAGAAUCUAGAUGUUCAGCGAGAAUUUAAGGAAAGGCUCACUCAGAUAGUCACACAGUUCAAAGAGCAAGGAGUGAAUACGGAAUUGUACUAUAAAAACAAAGAUAUGGGUAAAGAUACAUCCAGCAUUGUUCCUACUAGUGCUAUCAGUGGUGAAGGUAUUCCUGAUUUAUUGCUAUUACUUGUCCAAUGGACUCAAAAGACAAUGACUGAGAGGCUUACGUUUAGCAAUGAAGUCCAGUGUACUGUGUUGGAGGUAAAGGUUAUUGAAGGCCAUGGAACUACCAUUGAUGUAGUGCUUGUUAAUGGUGUGCUUCAUGAAGGAGACCAAAUAGUUGUUUGUGGCACGCAGGGAGAGCCUAUUGUGACCUCUAUUCGGGCAUUACUGACUCCUCACCCAAUGAAAGAGCUCCGAGUGAAGGGUACAUAUUUGCACCAUAAAGAAAUCAAAGCUGCACAGGGCAUAAAGAUUACUGCUCAGGGACUUGAACAUGCCAUUGCAGGCACUAGUUUGUAUGUUGUGGGACCGAAUGAUGAUGUGGAUGACAUAAAAGAAGUAGCCAUGGAAGAUAUGAGGUCAGUGAUGAGCAGGAUUGAUAAGAGUGGGGAGGGUGUUUAUGUCCAGGCAUCUACGCUUGGGUCAUUGGAAGCCUUGCUGGAGUUUCUGAAGAGUCCAGAUGUCAGCAUACCUGUUAGUGGUAUUGGAAUAGGACCUGUACACAAAAAGGAUGUCAUGAAAGCCAGCGUCAUGCUUGAGAAGAAGAAAGAAUAUGCAACAAUCCUUGCCUUUGAUGUUAAAGUCACACAAGAAGCCCGUGAACUUGCAGAUGAAUAUGGCGUAAAGAUUUUUAUUGCUGAUAUUAUAUAUCAUUUGUUCGAUCAGUUUAAAGCCUACAUUGAUAAUCUCAAGGAGGAAAAGAAGAAGGAAGUUGCCGAGGAAGCUGUCUUUCCCUGUGUUCUCAAGAUUGUACCUAAUUGUGUUUUCAAUAAAAAGGAUCCUAUUGUUCUGGGUGUUGAUAUUCUUGAAGGCAUUGCUCGGGUUGGAACUCCUAUCUGUAUUCCUUCAAGAGACUUUAUUGAGAUUGGUCGGAUUGCGUCUAUUGAAAACAACCAUAAACCUGUAGAUUCUGCAAAGAAAGGGCAAAUGGUCGCCAUCAAGAUAAUUGGAUCCAACUCUGAAGAGCAACAGAAGAUGUUUGGAAGGCAUUUUGAUAUGGAAGAUGAGCUGAUCAGCAAGAUUUCUAGGCGAUCGAUUGACAUACUUAAGGAAAAUUUCCGGAAAGAUCUUUCUAUUGAAGAAUGGAAGCUUCUUCGUAAACUAAAAGACAUCUUCAAGAUACAAUGAUGCCAGUCUGACACGUGUGAUUAAUUAUUCAAUUUUCGGAGAGGCCAUUGGUUCCAGCAAGUGAGUGGUCACUGACUAGACUUUACCCACAGUUUUGGUGAGGCUUCUUCAUGAGUGUAAUGAGGAAUUCUGGUCUCAAACAUCAGCAGAAAGGGAAGUUGGGAUGAGGUUGAUGAGUUCAGAGCUGAAUUUUGUUCGGGAGUCUGGUGUUAGCAUUGAAGUUGUUUUUAAACAAAAUUUCUAACCCCCAAAACUUAUAUUCCAUGUGAGUCUAUUUUUGUUGAGUUGGUGUUAUCUAUCGGUCUGCUGUGUAAAAAUCACAGCACACAACACACCAGGACGUUUUCAGCCUGUUGCAUAUUUUUUGCCGUGUGAACUGAGAAUAAAAGAUUCAAUGAUUAAUCAUACAAAGAUGCUAUAUUAUUCAUUUAUUCUCAAAGUCAACUGUUUAAGUUCAAAAGUA
This is a messenger RNA of Cuscuta epithymum, 6029 nucleotides long. The record is from the annotation of a GenBank genome assembly. NCBI's taxonomy places the organism in Eukaryota, Viridiplantae, Streptophyta, Magnoliopsida, Solanales, Convolvulaceae.